AUGCUAGCAGAACCAGUAGUAGAAUUCGAGCAAAGCGAUGGCGAACAGGGUAUCAAAGAUGAUGAUGGCGCGGCGCUCGAUGCUUCUGCGACCGAUCUUGGAAACGAACAGCGCGCCUACGAGGAAAUUAGAGCCCUCCUGGACGCCACGAGCGCCACGGCGAGCGCUUUAGUUUGUACCCGCGACGCGAAGGAAGGUCAAGAAGGUUCCGUUUCGCCAGGCGGCGGUAGGGCCGGGUCCGGGAUAGCGUUAAGCGGAACUUUUAGCGACCCGCAGUUGGCGCUGCAGCAGCUCCAGUGGCUGGAACGCGCGUCGUGCGCUCUCACCAAGUUCCUUCCCCUUCUAGCUACGAGCAUACGGGACGGCGCUACUGCUAACAGCGCCGCGAGCACCAGCGCCAAGGCGCUUCAGAAGGCCGUCACGGAGCAGGCAGCAGCAACUGCCGGCUCGCCGGGAUUCGUUGCACAGAUGCUUUCUGCCAUGUCGGAGCCGAAAGGCGCCGUGGAGGGAGCAGACGCUUCGGACGAGCCGGCGUCGCAGCAGCAGCAGCAGCAGCGGAAGAUUGCUGAAGAGGAGGAGGAUGCGGCUGCGUUGUUCCAGAGCCUGCAGCGCGACAUUGGCAUGGUGCCAGGGGAUGAGGGCAGCGACUCCACCGUGCUACAGCCGCUACGGCCGUUGUCGCAAUCGCUGCCACCAGGUCACAUUCUUGACAUAGCUAUUCCGGAAGGUGCGCCACCGGUGGAGUUUGAAUACACUGGAGACAAUUGCAUCAGUGCAGCACCAGUGGAACUUGGUGCUGCUGCUUCAAUGGCUGCAGCAUAUGCGUUCCCCAUCGGCUCUGCUACUUCCCUGGCCGACAAAGAUAAUCUCAAUGCGGCAAGGCCUCUCUCGUUUCGCCAGGACAUGGCUGAUCACAACAGCAUGCGCAUGGAUAAGGGACCUGGGCUCCCUGCUGCUGCGCUGCUCGACAGCGUGCCAUACGCCCUGCUCGCCGGAAACUCUGGAUCCCUGCUUGGGUCUGCUAUCCAGAAUUUCACUGUUCCGUAUCUGGUGCUGGAACGCUCUCAGCCUGAGCUCCCCCAUGUGACGUCUACUGCAGUGGCGACGUCGCUGCUUGCACACCUGGCUGAGUCCCAUCCGUCCAGCCCCGCAUCAGAGACCUCUUCUGCGCCUGUUGUCGAACCUGCUGCCUUGCUUCCUCGCUACAAAGGACCCCACUAUAAGGGAGUUCGCCAGAGAAGGUGGGGACGCUGGGUUGCUGAGAUUCGCGAGCCACGCAGGCGUAGCCGCAUUUGGUUGGGUAGCUAUGAUGAGCCUGAGGAUGCAGCCCGAGCAUAUGACACGGCUGCUCGACUCUUGAGGGGCAAAAAGGCCCGACUUAACUUCCCUGCAAGCAACGCUUCUGCACCGCUUCCACAUGCUGCCGCAGAAGCGGUGCUCCGCGCUUUGAGGAGGAUGCAAGAGACGCAGGAAAAGCCCAAGUCUCCAGCGCAAGCCCCCGCCAGGCCUACCGGCGUCCCGCGACAGGCGGGUGCGACAUCUGACGCGCGCGCUGGUCGCCGCCGAUCGUUCGACGGACAGAUUGACCGGGUGAAGAACCCCGCCAUUGGGGGCGGCGGCGGCACGGGCGCCGUCGGCUCGCCUGUGUGGGCGGCGGAAUGCGGGGAUCUGUAUGGCAGCGAGGAGGGCGACCACGUGCCGAUCACGUGGCAUGGCGACGACGAUGAUGUGAACGCACCAGCAGGCGGCGAUGAAUUCACCUCCGCCGGCAGCGUCGAGGCCUUGCAAGCAAAGGCGCGCGCGCCGCCGCCCACUGGUAGGGGCUCCGCGCAUGCGAACAGGGCCUCCGCGAGUCGGUCCGCCCCGCGCGCGCAAAGGGGCGCGGUAGAGCAGCAAGAGACGGCGUGGCUUCCGCCUCGCGCGGCGAAAAAGCCGCCGCGUUUGGAGGACGAGGAUGAGGAUGGCGCAGGGAGCGACAGCGGCGGUAGCGGUGGCGGCGGUAUGGUGGUUCGGCGUCAUACCGUGGGCGUGGACGGCCGGGAGAGGCGGGCUGCGAGUACGGGCAGGGCGAGAACGGCGCGGAGCGGAAUUGGCAUGCCGGAUGACGUGGCGUUGAGGAAUAACGCGCAAUCGACGUCGCGGAAUGCGGGUGUUGUGGCGGCGAUGGUUGCGGGGGAGGAGGAAGGGGAGGACGACGGGGAGGAGGCGGAAUGGAGCAGUCCCGAGCGCACUCUGCGCCGAUCGACCACUGUUGACAGCGCGGCGCGCCGUCGCCCCGCGGGGGGCUGGAAAGGGAAAGGCGGGAAGAUUCCGCCCGCGCCGGAAUCCGGCGGGUCCCCGUCCUUUGGAAGUGUGCGUGCGGGGGCUGCGCACGCGCGGACGGGCUCCGCGGGGAGCGUGGGGCACGGAGGCAGUUUGGACUGGGACGCGGAAGACCAGCGCGCGCCGCCGCCGCAGACGCAGGCGCAACGUCUAUGGGCGGAAGGCGGAGAGGGAGAUCAGCAGUGGAUGCAGCGGCAGCCUCCGCAAUGCAUCAAGGCGGCGCUGCGCGCACGGGUGGUCGGGCGACUCGGCGGCAAUUCCGCAAGCGGCGCUGCCGGCGCCGCUGGUGGAAGGCCGUUUUUACCCGCGGGCGGCGCGCUACCUCCCCAUGUUCCGCCGAACUGGGCGGCGGGUCCAUAUCCCCCUUCCUCCUCCGCCACCACUAGCUUCAUCCCCCCCCACCUUCUGCCAUCCCGCCCCUCCGCGAACUCCGCCCGCUCGAUUUCCGCUCCGCCCGCCCGCCCAUUCGCUCCGCCCGCUGCCCCGGGUCCGGGGGUGCAAGCGGAGGAGGACGCGCAGCAGCUUCCGCCGCCCCCGCGCCUACUGCGCACGCUCUCGUCGCUCUCCUCCUCCUCCGCGCGCUCCUCCUGCUCCCACGUUUCCACCAGCUCCGCCCCCGCCGGGCCUGUUGCGCUGUCCGCCCUCCGCGCGCGCGCGGAGGCUGCGGGGAGCAAGCAGAGGCGGGGAGCGGGCGCGGGGAGACCAGCGGGUGGAGCGGGGGAGGGGCAAAAGGAGAGCAGCGGGAGGGGGAAGCCCGGGCCAGGGUCAACACGGGGGAAGGUGGCGGAGAGAGUAGCAGUUGGGAAUGGCGUGCAGCGAGUGUACUUAAACUGA
Messenger RNA from Closterium sp. Naga37s-1, 3156 nucleotides. The record is from the annotation of a GenBank genome assembly. Lineage: Eukaryota; Viridiplantae; Streptophyta; Zygnematophyceae; Desmidiales; Closteriaceae.